Brachypodium distachyon (stiff brome) is the source of this 4279-nucleotide messenger RNA. Its product is annotated as exportin-7. Bases 567 to 3749 code for a protein of 1060 amino acids. Gene Ontology annotation, cellular component: cytoplasm; nuclear pore. Gene Ontology annotation, biological process: protein export from nucleus. The record is from RefSeq and is a predicted model, not a curated record. Gene Ontology annotation, molecular function: nuclear export signal receptor activity; small GTPase binding. NCBI's taxonomy places the organism in Eukaryota, Viridiplantae, Streptophyta, Magnoliopsida, Poales, Poaceae. The transcript is spliced from 29 exons.
AGUGGCACACACGCUCCCCAGCCCCGUCCUCCUCCUAUUUAGCUCUCUCCAUUUCCGUCUCCCGCACCGCAAGUUCCCCUGCCCCCAAAACGCACGCCUCCGAUCUCCACGCCGAGACGGCACCCUUUUAUUACCUAUUCCACCACAGCCGCCGCCGGACAGUGAACCCCCGCGGCGGAUUCAGUACUCACUGGGAUAAGAUCACACUACCCCAGGCUGAGUUGUGGCCGGUAUAGGCAAUUUAAGUGUUUGUUAGCUGUUUUCUCUUGUGUCUUAACCUUUGAUUAAAUUUCAUUGAAAGACUGUACAUGAGAAAACCGUGUUGUUGGAACAUUUCUCUUGUAAUAUGAAUAUAUUGUGACAAUCCUUCUUCCUGUGCUAGAAUCAUAUAUUUCAGCUUCAAAGCUCUUCUGGUACUUUUUUAAGUUCCCUACUGAACCGAAUACCUAAUGCAUUAACUUUAAGCUUGUCGUGAACAUUCAUGAAAAUUCGUGGAUAUUAAUUCAGAACCCUGUGGCAUAUUAACCCUGGAUACUUGGCCAAACGGAAAUUGGAGCUCCUUGUUUAUGUCCUCAAUGGAGAGCCUAGCUCAGUUAGAGGUGUUGUGCGAAAAGCUUUACAAUUCUACAGAUUCGGCUGAAAGAGCACAUACAGAAAGCACCCUCAAGUGCUUUUCAGAGAACAGUGACUACAUUUCACAGUGCCAAUAUAUAUUGGAAAAUGCGUCAACUCCAUAUGCCUUGAUGUUGGCCAGUACAAGCUUGUUGAAGCAAGUCUCUGACUGCAGUCUUUCUCUGCAAUUGCGCCUCGAUAUCCGUAAUUAUGUCAUGAACUAUCUGGCGGCAAGAGGACCUAAAUUGCAGAACUUCGUGAUCAUUUCCCUAAUUCAACUCGUCUGUCGGAUUACAAAAUUUGGAUGGUUUGAUGAUGACAGAUUCAGGGAGAUUUUCAAAGAAGCAACAGAUUUCUUAGCUCUUGCAUCUCAGGAUCACUACUUAAUAGGAUUGAAGAUAUUAAAUUUUCUUGUAAUGGAAAUGAACCAGGCAACCUCGGCAAUGCCUUUGACACUUCACAGAAAAAUUGCAACUUCAUUCAAGGACCAGUUCCUUCAACAGAUAUUCCAACUCUCUGUUACCUCAUUACAUCAACUGAAGAGUGAAGUACCAGAUGACAUUAGGCAUGUCCCUCUGUCCCUUGCAUUGAGGUGCUUGUCAUUUGACUUUGUUGGUCCAGUGGAUGAAAGCUCUGAAGAAUUCGGAACACUGCAGCUUCCUGCAUCCUGGAGGCCUCUUCUUGAAGAUCCUUCCACUGUCCAGAUCUUUUUUGAUUACUAUAAAGUGAAUGAUACAUCCGUUUCAAAAGAGGCUUUGGAAUGUCUUGUUAGACUUGCUUCUGUGAGGCGCAGUAUUUUUCUGGAGGACCCUGCAAGGUCCCAAUUUCUCUCUCAUCUGAUGUCAGGCACCAGGGAGAUACUCCAAACAGGCCAAGGUCUUGGUGAUCACGGCAAUUACCAUGAGUUCUGCCGUCUUCUUGGACGUUUUAAAGUGAAUUAUCAGUUGUCGGAGCUUCUGAAUGUUGAGUUUUAUGGUGAAUGGAUUGGUCUUGUAGCAGAAUUUACAACUAAAUCAUUGCUAUCGUGGCAGUGGGCCAGCAACAGUAUCUACUAUCUUUUAAGUCUAUGGUCAAAGUUGGUGACAUCUCUGCCUUACUUGAAAGGCGACACACCAAGUCUGCUUGAUGAAACUGUACCCAAAAUCAUGGAGGGUUUUAUCACUUCUAGAAUUAAUUCUGUUCAGGCCAGCUUUGCAGACAACUCAGCAGAUACAGAAAAUCCGUUGGAUAAUGUGGAAGGACUCCAGGAUCAGCUGGAGAGUCUCCCUUACCUUUGCAGAUUCCAGUACGAAAGUUGUAGCCUUCUCAUUAUAAAUAUCAUGGAGCCCCUUCUACAAGCUUAUACGGCAAGGUCCAGAUUACCAGCUGCUGGAGAUUUAGCUGAGCUGUCUGUCAUUGAAGGGCAGAUUGCAUGGAUGGUCCACAUAAUUGCAGCUAUUCUCAAGAUUAGGCAGAACGUUGGUCGCAUCAAAGAUUCACAGGAGUUACUCGAUGCAGAACUUGCAGCCCGUGUGUUACAGUUCAUAACUAUUACUGACACAGGAGUGCACUCACAGAGAUAUCAAGAAUUAAGCAAGCAAAGGCUUGAUCGAGCCAUUCUUAUCUUUAUGCAAAAUUUCAGAAGGUCAUAUGUAGGGGACCAAUCCAUGAAUUCUGCAAAGCAGUUGUAUGCAAGAUUAUCUGAGCUUCUUGGAUUGACUGACCAUUUAGUUUUACUCAAUGCUAUUGUUGGGAAAAUAGCUACAAAUCUGAAGUGCUAUGCUGAGUGUGAGGAUGUUAUUGAUCAUACACUGUCAUUUUUCCUGGAGCUUGCAUCUGGCAGCUACAUGACUGGAAAGCUUCUUCUCAAGUUGGAGAGUACAAAGUUCAUCAUUGCAAAUCACUCUCCGGAAAACUUUCCAUUUCUUGACGAAUACAGAUGCGUCCGCAGUAGAACUAACUUCUACUAUAUUCUUGGCUCCUUGGUCUUUAUGGAAGAUGGCCCAGUAAAAUUCCAGAGUUUCAUGAAGCCACUUAUGCAGGUUGCAAUAAAUUUGGACGCAAGUGCUGAUGCUGCUUUCAGGACUGAUAUCGUAAAGUAUGCAUUCACUGGUUUGAUGAGAGACCUACGAGGCAUCGUGAUGGCUACAAACAGCCGCCGGACGUAUGGCCUACUAUUUGACUGCUUGUAUCCAUCCUGCAUGCCACUUCUACUGAGAGCUAUCUCCCUGCUGGCUGAUGAGCCAGAGGUCACCACACCAUUACUCAAAUUCAUUUCUGAAUUUGUUUUGAAUAAAUCUCAACGAUUGUCUUUUGAAUCAUCAUCACCAAAUGGAAUCCUUCUAUUCCGCGAGAUAAGCAAGCUGAUUGUGGCUUAUGGUUCACGAAUUCUAUUGCUUCCAAAUGGCACUGAUAUUUAUGCAAGUAAAUACAAAGGCAUAUGGAUUUCAUUGACUGUUCUUUCAAGGGCCUUAUGUGGGAACUAUGUCAAUUUUGGUGUAUUUGAGCUUUACGGUGACAGAGCACUUGCAGAUGCCCUCGAUAUAUCUUUAAAAAUGAUUCUUUCAAUACCAUUAUCUGAUGCAUUGACAUUCAAAAAGUUAUCAAAAGCAUACUAUGGAUAUAUGGAAGUUCUGUUCAACAACAAUAUCACAAUCCGCUCUGUUCUCAAUUUGGAUACAAGCACAUUUGUGCAUAUUGUCAACUCGCUUGAAUCUGGCUUAAAAGGAUUUGAUACGGGGAUAUCAACACAGUGCGCUUCUGCCAUUGAUAGCUUGGCAGCUUUCUAUUUUAACAAUAUUACAUCUGGUGAUAAUCCUCCAUCACAAGCUGCACUGAAUCUUGCUCGGCAUAUUGGAGAGUUGCCCAAUUUGUUUCCUCAGAUAUUGAAGACACUUUUUGAAAUCAUUAUCUUAGAGGAUGUGGGUAAUCAGUGGAGUCUUAGUAGACCAAUACUGAGUUUGAUAUUGAUCAGUGAGCAGAUGUUUAGUGAUCUGAGAGCACAGAUAUUAGCGUCACAGCCUGUAGACCAGCAACAGCGCUUCUCUCAAUGCUUUGAGAAACUCAUGACCGAUGUCACAAGGAGCUUGGAAUCAAAGAACAGAGACAGAUUCACUCAAAAUCUUACAACAUUCAGACAUGAUAUCCGAAUGAAGUAACAGCCGUUCAGUAUGAGCUGUCAAUUUUGGUGGUGCUUCUUUGCUGUAAAUACCCAGCUUAUUUUCCAUCUUAGGAAUCACCUUUUGUUGGGAAAAAGUACUUGAGAUCAAGAACCCAGUCUGGCUCGCAUUGCUGAAAGAUGAAGGGUUCUGUCAGUGCAUGAUGUGGCGAAAACCAAUUGUAAUUUGUAGAUCUAUUAGCUGGCCGUUCUUAUCAGAAUAGUGAAUGGUGGGAAUUGAUUUGUCUUUUUCUAUGCAUCUCUUUGUUCGUACAACAACAUUCAUUGUGACCUGCCGUUUCCCCAAAGUGUUAGGGGGACAAUGGCCAUCACUUGCCUAAUUCAUUGGUUAAGAGUUAGAAGGUGAUGUUGUAAAUGGCCGCUGUGGCUUUGCUAAUAGGUGAAAAUGAUAGUCUGGGAGAAAGGGGAAGUUUUGCCCCCAUGUACAUCAAUGUCCAUACUUUAUCCCGUGUACAUCAGUAUCCAUCUUUUAACUUCGUUUCUGCAGAUCAAGCUAUUUUGUUUUGUCUA